This is a messenger RNA of Coccinella septempunctata (seven-spotted ladybird), 1260 nucleotides long. RefSeq lists its product as uncharacterized. The transcript has 6 exons. Bases 527 to 925 code for a protein of 132 amino acids. The record is from RefSeq and is a predicted model, not a curated record. NCBI's taxonomy places the organism in Eukaryota, Metazoa, Arthropoda, Insecta, Coleoptera, Coccinellidae. Gene Ontology annotation, biological process: positive regulation of MAPK cascade. Gene Ontology annotation, molecular function: protein binding; transmembrane receptor protein tyrosine kinase activator activity. Gene Ontology annotation, cellular component: terminal bouton.
CGGCGGCGGCGGCAGCGAACAUCCAUAUUUCCCGCACGGUGGCGGAACGCCCGGAAAAGCGCCGGUCCUGGGAAACUGGGUGUGUGGGUGGAUUGCGACGACGGUCGUAACGUUGGUGGCGGCUUACGUCGGCGGUCGCGGGCAUUCCCCAAAUCAGAAACGAACAGGGGGGUGAAGCGUAAAGGUGUUCAGGCUGCCGGUAAAACAUCAAUAAGAUUUUGUCAAUGUAGUUUGUAGUUAGCAGCCGAGCGACCCAUGUUCAACGUCUGAACCGCAACAAGUGGAAAAGCAAGAAAAAAUGUGCCGAUCUUUCUGGAAAAUUUACAGUUUUUUACAAACUCUUCACAACCGAGAAACUUAACCGCAAAAGGAUGCCCAUCCAAUCCCUAUUUUUUCCGAACGAACCUGAAAUACCAACAGAAAAUUACUUGUGUUCAAUACCUGGAUUUAAUAGGACACUACAUUAUUUGAAAAAGCGAAAUGGGCCUCUUAGCCAUGGUGAUUUGAUAGGAUAGUUGCAUGGGAUAUGAGGACUGUAUUAGCAGUCUUAUGGGUCUGUGUUUUCGCAGAAACAAGAGAAACCUUCUUUAGGAGGCCGAGUGACUUAUCCUCGGAGAAGGAAAUAUUCAACAAUUUAGCAAGUAGCUCGCAAAUAAUGCUUCGAUCGACAAGAGGAGCGAGACAGUAUGAUAUUCCACAAAUAGAAUGUCCACCAGCGGUGGACGGUAUGGACAGGUUUGCCUGUCCCUCCCCGGAUCGACAAGGUCGAUACCACUGCAUUGAUGAUCACGUCCUAUGUGACGGUUUUAUUGACUGUCCUGCAGGUGAAGACGAAGACAGACAGGACUGUAUGUUUUAUAAAACGACUAAAGCGCACCUCGAUGUACUGGCUGAUGCCCUGCUCCAGUGGGCAAGAGGCCGUUAACACAGGCUACAAUGGCGAUAUGAGAGAGCCCUCGCUUGUCAGGUCCGUGAGCUCUCCUCUUAUCAAAAUCUACAUUCUACUGGCCUACACAGAGAGUAAAAAGACUAUGCAAGCUUUAGACCCCUGGUCGCACUGCCAGAUGUAAAUAGUAUAAAAAUUCAAGAAGAUGUAAAUAACCAAAGAAUCAAUAAAAACCUGCGGCAGUACUUUCAUUAGAUUAAUGUCAACCGAGCUGGAUGAAUGAUAUAUGGAAUUGAACAAUAUGAAUUUCAAUAGAAUCUGAUAAAUUUAUACUUCAUAUGCUUUUGUCUCGAAUAUUCAGGUUUUAUUUGAAA